AUAGUUAACAUUUUGAUCACAUAUUUGGUAGUAGCGCUGCUUAAAAUAAACAAUAAAUGUUGAGGUUAUCUUUGCCAUCAAUUUUAAAUAUGAAUUUUCAACAAAUUAGGUGUUUAAAUUCGAUGUCAGCAGCUAUAACAAGACCACAUAGAAAUACAUAUCUUCGAAUGUAUCCUACGCUGCUUGUAAAUCCUGAUGGGUCGACUAUUACAAUCAGAUACCCGGAGCCUAGACAGAUUAUCAAGUUACCCUUGAAUAUUUGGACACUCAGCGAAGCUGAACGUAAAGCAAGAAUAGAUGAAAGAAAACCAAAGAAGAAAGUUAAAAUUGAAGAUGAUAUAGAAGACACCUAUGAUUCGAAAAAAUAUUUGAAAUAUUUGAAGAAGAAAUGAGAUGUUUUAUUAUAAAUGUUUAUAGCUAAAAAUAAUAUAGUCAUUUUUAUUGUUUUAUGUGCGAAUAUUUUUUCUAAACAAAGACGGGUGAAAGUGUUGACAUUUUAAAUGAUUUUUUUGAAUAGAAUCAAUUGCUACUAAGAGAAUUUAUAAUUUUUGGCUAUUAUGUCAGAUUUGAGGGGUAAAGGGGAGAAAGAUGAAUGUCACAUAAAGUAAGUUUUGAGAAGUGAAUUUAAAAGUUUGAAGACUCCUAGACUCGUUGUACAGGGUGGGUCAAAGAUCUGGCG
This is a messenger RNA of Acanthoscelides obtectus, 679 nucleotides long. Lineage: Eukaryota; Metazoa; Arthropoda; Insecta; Coleoptera; Chrysomelidae. The record is from the annotation of a GenBank genome assembly.